AUGUACCACGAUUACAAUUUGACCGAGCUGGGCAUUCCCCGCAAUGCGUGUCCUGAUCCGAGCCGUCGUCAUUUGGGACGACACAGCUACACGGUGAUCAAGGGGGCGGCCAAGUUGGAGGUCUUGUUGAAGAAUCGUGCGUGCUAUGUGCGAGGUCCCAACAAGGGCCAGGUAUCUUGGGGUAAGCAUGGUGGGCCCCGAUCGGCCUGGAUUGCAGCAUGCACCAAAGCUGGCGUGCUACCAUGA
This is a messenger RNA of Cladocopium goreaui, 246 nucleotides long. Lineage: Eukaryota; Dinophyceae; Suessiales; Symbiodiniaceae. The record is from the annotation of a GenBank genome assembly.